Messenger RNA from Moesziomyces antarcticus, 204 nucleotides. RefSeq lists its product as uncharacterized. The coding region runs from base 1 to 204 and encodes 67 amino acids. NCBI's taxonomy places the organism in Eukaryota, Fungi, Basidiomycota, Ustilaginomycetes, Ustilaginales, Ustilaginaceae. The transcript has 3 exons. The record is from RefSeq and is a predicted model, not a curated record.
AUGGGAGCUGUUGCAUCGUGCCUCAGUUCGAUCGUCUCGGCCAUCGCGAGCCUGUUCCACACCAUCUUUUCCGCCAUCGGAAGCAUCCUACACACCAUUGUGUCGGCCAUCUCGUCGGCGCUGAUCGCAACGUUCAAUUGCAUCGCCGACGUGCUCUGCUGUCGAUGCGGAGGCGGCGGACGCAGACGCAGAUCCAAGGUCUAG